AUGCCAAAAGUGACUGACUUGUGUAGUAACAAACAUGGAUACGCCCAGCUCGUGCGCUCUUGCAGCAGCCCCAGAGAUCUCCAGCGUGCCAUCGCCAUCCACGCACAGAUCCAAGCCUCGCAGUUCAGGCACGACCGCUUCCUCGCCAAUCUCCUCGUUGAGAUGUAUGGCAAGUGCGGCAGUGUUGCGGAUGCCCGCCGCAUCUUCGACUCCAUCCCGGAUCCAAACAAGUUUUCCUCGACUCUCAUGAUCGCUGCUCACUCUCAGCACGGCCAAAUCGUCCAAGCCCGCGAUCUCUUUGAUCGAAUGCCCGAGAAGGAUACUGUCACUUGGAAUGGCAUGGCACGCGCUUAUGCCCAGCAAGGGCAUCUUGCCGAGGCCAAGGAGCUCUUCGAUCGGACCCCCCGCCGGGACGUGAUCUCGUGGACGACGCUGGUUCUUUACUUUGCACACUAUGGCCGGCUUGAGGAGUCGUGGAGAUCCUUCCACCGGAUGCCCAAGAGGGACACCAUGGCGAGUGCUACCAUGGUUGCGGCAUUUGCCCAGCACGGCCUUGUGGAAGACGCGAAGAGUCUCUUUGAUGGAUUGCCCGAGAAGAGCUUGGUCGCGUGGAAUUCACUCGUCCAGGGAUACGUCCAGGGGGGUCUUGACGAGGAGGCCACCGCGAUGCUAGAGAGGAUGCCCGAAUGGGACAUUGUUUCGUGGAACACGGCUCUACAGUCGUACGUGGAUUUGUGUGAUUUUGAUCGAGCGCGAGAUAUUUUUCGAAGGAUUCCGGAGAGGGACACCAUGGCUUCGACCGCGAUGAUCCAAGCAAAUGGCCAGAGUGGGCAUCUUGAUGAUGCGAGAAGGAUCUUUGAGGAGAUCAACUUCAAGGAUCUGGUGUCAUGGGCGACAGUGAUUGUGGCUUACGCCAACAAUGGCAAGAUUUUGGAAGCAGAAGAGAUGUUUAAGAAAAUGCCGCUGUGGAACCUUUGGUCGUCAACUUCCAUGAUGGGUGCAUAUGCCCAAAGAGGGAAUUAUUCCGAGGUUGAAAGGAUGUUUGCUUCCAUACCCGAUCGCGAUGUAAUUUGUUGCAAUCUCAUGCUUGAAUGUUACGCCCAAGAUGGAAAACUGAAAGACGCUAUCAAGAUCUUUGAGCGAAUGCCAAAGCAUAACGCACUGUCGUGGACUGGCUUUCUCCACACAUAUUCUCAAAAGGGGCAUUUUGACGAGGCCGAAAGGAUUUACAAGGAGAUGCCCCAGCGGCAAAUUAACGCUGCUAACACGCUGAUUGUGGGAUAUACCCAAUCUGGGCAUAUGGACAAGGCAAGGCGGAUCUUUGAGAACGUUCCAGAACACAACCCAUUGUCAUUAACAACCAUGAUGGGGGCAUAUGCCCAACGAGGGCAUAUAUCACAAGCCAAGUUCUUGUUUGACUCGUCCGUGGAGAAGAGCAGGGUGACCUGGAACUCGAUAAUGCAGGCCUACGUGAAAUCUGGCCAUGCAAAAGAAGCCCUUGAACUGUUUCAUGCCAUGGUUCUCGAGGGCCAUACGCCAAAUGAUAUCACUUUCAUUCAUGUUCUUAAUUGUUGCAGCCAUGCCGGAUGGCUGCUAAGUAGCAUAGACCACUUUCUGAUCAUGAGGGACGACUGGGGGAUUGCUCCCGUUGCUGAUCACUACUGCUGCGUGAUCGAUCUGUUUGGGCGUGCUGGGCAGCUCUGGAAUGCCCAAGAGAUUGUCAAGAGCAUGCCGGUGAGAAGAGACGAUGUAGCAUUUACCACUUUGCUUGCAGCAUGUAGUGUUGCGGGUGACUUGAAGUGGGCCGAGGGUCUUACAGAGUCUGUGGUCGAAAUGGAGGACAAGAACUCCGGAGCGUAUGCGUGGACGUGGGAGAAAUUGCAAAGGCUGCUGCCCAGCGCUGCCAGUCGGGGUGGUAUUGGUAUGACAAUACUUGUCACCGUUGCCAGAGGGGUUGCAACAAUCGUUGCUGGGGCAACUGAAACCGGAGGUUUCAGGAGGGUUGAGGGGAAAAGCUUGUUUCUCUUAGUUUGGGAGAGGCUUGGCGCCAAGGAAUCUGUAAAGGAAAUGGCAGAAGCAUAUGAAAGAGAUACAGAGGGUGGAGGAGGCUAUGAAUGUGGCACGGGCCACUCUGGAUUGCCGAUAAGCAAGAUCCUUUUUACUCUUGUAUCAAGCAAUUUCAGCUAA
This is a messenger RNA of Selaginella moellendorffii, 2187 nucleotides long. Its product is annotated as pentatricopeptide repeat-containing protein At4g02750-like. The record is from RefSeq and is a predicted model, not a curated record. Lineage: Eukaryota; Viridiplantae; Streptophyta; Lycopodiopsida; Selaginellales; Selaginellaceae. The transcript is spliced from 3 exons. Bases 1 to 2187 code for a protein of 728 amino acids. Gene Ontology annotation, molecular function: protein binding.